AACAUAGCACUACAGUGGUCCCGCUUCUCAAUGUCAUUAUUUUUUUUAGGUUAAAGGGCAAAAACGUGUUUUUAUAAAUAAUGCGUUAUUUAAAUUAAAGCACUUACCAAAUGGUCUAAAUUCCCUUCGUUUGGCACUGAUUUUAUGGCAGAUGAGGGGAGAACCCCAGAAUGGCUUCUCUGUCGGAUCCACGAAUUUCUAAUCCUGUAUUAUCUUCAUUAAAAAUCCAGAGCAACGAUAGAAUUAUCUUUAUUAGAGAAAAUGCCUUAGCCGACUCUAAUUUUAUUAUUACUCAUUUACUAAAACAGUUUUUCUAUGAAAAAAGUAGAGUAUGCUUUCUGACUUUACACAAUACUUUGGAUCAUUAUCAGAAUGUUGGAAAGAAACUUGGGUACGAUUUGAAAGAAGCUAUUGAAUGUAACAAUAUUAAAAUAGUUGAUCCGCUGGCUGAUAUAGUUGAAGGUAUCGGAAAAGAAAUAGAGGAAAGUUUUGAAGAGUCACAAAUGCUAAAGUGUUUGUUUCUCUCAAUAAAGAAACAUAUCGACAACUAUUGCUCUUUGAAGGACUGUCCAGUAUACCUAGUGAUCGAUGACGUUAGCCAUUUUCUAGACUUAGCAAUAGAUUUGUCCCAGAUAAUUAGCUUUAUCAACUACUGCAUUAAUUUAACGAACAAUGAUAAUAUUUCUGUUGUGAUUAAUGCACAUGUUGGAUCAAAGAAUGACGAAAUUGUAGCCAAAAGUGUUCAGCAUAUAUGCGAUGUUUUUGUUGAAAUAUCGCAAUUAAAAACCGGUAAAAGUACAGACAUAACUGGGUUAAUGACCAUACAAAGAGGUGAUAGUAUAAACAAUUAUCACUACAGGACAUUUGACAGAGGUGUCAAGACUUUCCACCCUGGAGAAACCAUAUACAACUUGUAUAAAUAAGCCUUAACAUAUUGGUUCUUUAUAUUUUUACAAAAGAACUUUUGCAAAAAAUGUUAAUUUUAAAUAUUUUAAACAACAUGUUUGGAGAAUUCGUGUUUAGUUAAAAUAAAGUUUUACAUAUACA
Messenger RNA from Sitophilus oryzae (rice weevil), 1047 nucleotides. Its product is annotated as elongator complex protein 6-like. Lineage: Eukaryota; Metazoa; Arthropoda; Insecta; Coleoptera; Curculionidae. The transcript has 3 exons. The record is from RefSeq and is a predicted model, not a curated record. Gene Ontology annotation, cellular component: elongator holoenzyme complex. Bases 171 to 923 code for a protein of 250 amino acids. Gene Ontology annotation, biological process: tRNA wobble uridine modification.